Metarhizium album ARSEF 1941 is the source of this 2397-nucleotide messenger RNA. Its product is annotated as small oligopeptide transporter, OPT family. Lineage: Eukaryota; Fungi; Ascomycota; Sordariomycetes; Hypocreales; Clavicipitaceae. Bases 1 to 2397 code for a protein of 798 amino acids. Gene Ontology annotation, molecular function: oligopeptide transmembrane transporter activity. The record is from RefSeq and is a predicted model, not a curated record. Gene Ontology annotation, biological process: transmembrane transport. The transcript has 4 exons.
AUGCCGCUCUCAAUCUUCCGCAAGCGUCAUGAGGUUGAGGAGAUCAUGCCCGUCCCCGAGCCUGUUGAGGGUAAUUCGUCGGGCGUCGACCACCUCAAGCACCUGGCAGCCUUCGAGAAAGCGCACAAGCUGGACCCUAAUCUGCCCAUUGACGAGUUGAACGACGUGGAUGCCGCCCUGGCCACUGGCAAUGCCGAAAAGGGCCUCGAGAUUGAGCACGCACUCAUGGAGGAUAACAGCCCAUACCCGGAGGUCCGAGCUGUAGUCAGGAAUUACGACGUAGAUGUUCCUGCCAACACGAUACGAGCAUGGGUCAUCGGUUUGCUGCUCUGCACCGUUGGCUCUGGUGUCAACAUGCUCUUCUCCUUGCGCAAUCCCACAGUCGCCAUUACUACUUAUGUUGUUCAGCUGGUGGCCUAUCCCAUCGGUCGCGGAUGGGACAUGAUUUUCCCCGACAAGGUGUGGAAUGUGUGCGGUGUCAAGUUCAACCUGCGACCGGGCAAGUUCAAUUUCAAGGAACAUGUUGUCAUUGUUGCCAUGUCCAAUGCUGCGUAUGGCGGUGGUGCUCUCUACGCUACUGAUGUUCUCCUCACCCAGAAGGUCUUUUACAAGCAGGAAUUCGGCCUGGCUUUUCAGCUCCUCUUCGGCAUCACCACACUCUGCACUGGUUAUGGCAUGGCCGGCUUGGCUCGUCGUUUCCUUGUUUGGCCCGCAGCCAUGAUUUGGCCUGCCGAUCUGGUCAAUUGCGCCCUGUUCUACACCCUGCACGACCAUUCGCGAUCAGACCCGUCCAAGACCAACGGUUGGACCAUCGGCCGCUACAAGCUCUUCCUCAUCGUCAGCUGCGCAGCCUUUGUGUGGUAUUGGUUUCCGGGUUGGAUUUUCAGAGGUCUUUCAUACUUCGCCAUUGCCUGUUGGAUCGCCCCCAACAGCGUCGUCGUCAACAAGAUAUUUGGCAACAAUCAUGGAUAUGGCCUUAUCCCCAUCACUUUUGACUGGACAGUUGCGACCGGCUUUAUUGGAUCGCCUCUUAUUCCGCCGUUCUACGCCAUCGUCAACGUGUUGGGAGGCAUAAUAUUCUUCUUCGUCAUCGUCUCCAUGGGUAUUCACUUUAGCGGUAGCUGGUACGCCGACUACAUGCCUGUCCAGUCCUCAAAGUCCUACGACAACACUGGAGCGCCCUACAACGUAUCUCGCAUCCUGGAUGCCAACUUCAACUUCAACGAGACCGCCUACAAAGAGUACUCUCCUCUGUAUCUGUCUACGCAAUUCAUCAUGGCGUACGGCAUGUCCUUUGCUGCCAUGUCUGCAGUUCUGGUUCAUGUUGCCUUAUACCACGGUAAGGAACUUUGGAGACAGUUCAGAAUGGCGCGCCAUCAAGAAGAUGACGUCCACAUGCGUCUGAUGAAGAAAUACCGCGAUGCCGAGGACUGGUGGUAUGCCGCUUUGUUCAUUGUCAUGGUUGGCACCUCUUUCGGUGUCGUCACCGGCUGGCCAACUGGAUUCCCUGCCUGGGCGUUUGUCGUCUGCCUCCUUCUUCCCAUCAUUUGGCUUAUCCCCAUUGGUCUGAUCCAGGGCAUUUCCAACAUACAGCUCGGUUUAAACGUCCUGACCGAGUUUAUCAUUGGCUAUAUGGUUCCUGGCAGACCCUUGGCAAUGAUGAUGUUCAAAAACUACGGUUACAUUUCCAUGUCUCAGGCGUUGUACUUCGCGCAAGAUCUCAAACUCGGCCACUAUAUGAAGGUGCCCCCCAGGGUCAUGUUCUCGUCACAGCUCAUCGCAUCGAUUUGGUCCGCCAUAAUUCAAAUUGCGGUCAUGAACUGGGCCCUGGCGAAGAUCCCGGAUAUCUGCAACGACGACCAAAAGGACAGCUACACCUGCCCCAGCGGACAUGUCUACUACACCGCGUCGGUGAUAUGGGGUGCCAUUGGACCAGCCCGCAUUUUCAGUCAUGGCGCUACCUAUGCGAACCUGCAAUGGUUCUGGCUUGUUGGUGCUGCCACCCCCAUUCUGACCUGGCUCCUUGCCAGACGAUGGCCCAGGUCGUUCUGGAGAUAUGUCUGCACCCCCGUCAUCUACGGCGGCACUGGGCUGCUUCCUCCCGCGACUGUCCACAUCUUCCUCUGCUGGGGCGUGGUCGGCAUCAUGUUCAACUACUUUGUCAAGCGCCGCUACACUGGUUGGUGGCUGCAGUACAACUACAUUGUGUCUGCCGCACUAGACUGCGGUCUCAUCAUCAGCACUCUCGUCAUUUUCUUCACUCUGUAUCUGACCAGCGCAAGUGCUCCAGCAUGGUGGGGGAACGACGGCAUGACGGAAACCCUUGACUGGCAUGCGCAGGCAAUUACGAAGCACGUGGCACCUGGCGAAAUUUUCGGACCUGCAGUCUUCCCUUAG